This is a messenger RNA of Octodon degus (degu), 8668 nucleotides long. RefSeq lists its product as uncharacterized. Gene Ontology annotation, biological process: regulation of transcription by RNA polymerase II. NCBI's taxonomy places the organism in Eukaryota, Metazoa, Chordata, Mammalia, Rodentia, Octodontidae. Gene Ontology annotation, molecular function: RNA polymerase II cis-regulatory region sequence-specific DNA binding; DNA-binding transcription factor activity, RNA polymerase II-specific. The transcript has 8 exons. The record is from RefSeq and is a predicted model, not a curated record. Bases 28 to 3627 code for a protein of 1199 amino acids.
CAGGCUUUUCAACUCCCUCUGCCCGGAAUGUCAGGAGAGGCCUCAGCCUUUUCCUGCUAUGCUCCAAGAGAAGAAGAAGGACUUACAGUUGUGAAGGUUGAAGAAGAAAAUUAUGUUUGGGGGAAGGACUCUGUCCUUGAGGGAGGCUCUGAGAGUCAGGAGUUCUUCCGCCAGCGUUUCAGGCAGUUUGGUUACUCAGACUCUGCUGGGCCCCGGGAAGCGCUGAGACAACUGCAGGAGCUUUGCCAUCAGUGGCUGAGGCCAGAGGUGCACACCAAGGAGCAGAUCCUGGAGCUGCUGGUGUUGGAGCAGUUCCUGGCUAUCCUGCCCGAGGAGCUGCAGGCUUGGGUGCAGAGGCAGCCGCCAGAAAAUGGAGAGCAAGCUGUGACUCUGCUGGAGGAGCUUGAGAGAGGAGUUGAUGAACAGAGGCAACAGGACACAGCUGAUUGCCAAGAAAUGAUCUGGAAGGAAAUGACACCCAUGGGAGCACUGACAUCUCUGUGUAACUUACCACUGCCCCUGGAGAACCAGUGCAAGAGUGAGACUCAGGAGCCUCACUGUUUCUGUGGGAAAGAUGACAAGAUGGCGAGUGACAAAGUGUUGACAGUGAAAGAAGAAAUUAUUGAACAUGUAGAAUCAGUAGCUCUGCUAUCUUCGGGACAGGUAGUCGAAGCUUCAGGAGAUCUGGACAAUGCUGAGAAGCAGAGGGAAAGUGUUGCAUGCAACACAAGUCAGCUCUCUUCCCAGGAAACACAUGUUAGUCUGGCAGUCUUCAGCAAGCAAAUUCCCACAAAACAGAGUAUCCUUCAAUGUAGUGAAAAUGAAGAACAUCUCAGUCUCAACACAAAUGAAAUUACAAGACAGAGUGUUCACACAAGAGAUCUUUAUGAAUGCUUUGACUGUGGGAAAGCCUUUUGCCAGAGCUCAAAGCUGAUUCGACAUCAGAAAAUUCACAUUGGUGAAAAUCCUUAUGAAUGUCAUGAAUGUGGAAAAGCUUUAAGGAGCCACUCAGAGCUCAUUACGCAUCAGAGAAUUCAUACUGGAGAGAAACCGUAUGAAUGUGGUGAAUGUAGAAAAGCCUUCAGCCAGAUUUCUGCCCUUAAUCAGCAUAAGAAAAUUCACACUGGCGAUAAAGCAUAUGAAUGUACUGAAUGUGGUAAGUCUUUUGGGAGGAGCUCUAUCCUUAUUGAACAUCAAAGAAUUCACACUGGUGAGAAACCCUAUGAAUGUUGUGAAUGUGGGAAAGCUUUCAGGGGCAGCUCAGAUCUCAUUAGACAUCGGAGAAUUCACACUGGAGAGAAACCUUAUGAGUGUGGUGAAUGUGGGAAAGCCUUCAGCCGGAGUUCAGCACUUAUUCAGCACAAGAAAAUUCACAGUGGAGAUAAAGUAUAUGAAUGUACUGAAUGUGGUAAGUCUUUUGGGAGGAGCUCUAUCCUUAUUGAACAUCAAAGAAUUCACACUGGAGAGAAACCUUAUGAAUGUAAUGAAUGUGGAAAAUCCUUUAAUCAGAGCUCAGCCCUCACUCAACACCAGAGAAUACACACUGGGGAGAAGCCUUAUGAAUGUAGUGAAUGUAGAAAAACAUUUAGACAUAGGUCAGGCCUUAUGCGGCAUCAGAGAACACACACUAGAUGGGUUAAUACUCUCCAGUACGGUAGCUGCUGCUCAUAUGCACCACCUAAAAGCCACCUCCUCCCGCAGGACACCGCCCACCGGCCACAGAGCUGCAGUCCUCCACACUUCCUAGAGGGGCACAUCCAGCCCACUUCCGGUGCGCGCGGCGCGAGGCUCUGCCGCCUGUGUGGGGGCGGGGGCGAGGCCCGCCGAGGGAAGUGCGAGUGGGAGGUCCUAGCUCAUCUGUCUCUGUGGCCCUCGGCGGCCUUCUGUCCCGGUUGGCUCCUGAGGCUGUCCCGCCGUCCGCCUGGCCCGGGCUCCCUGUCUGCCGGCCGUCGGGCCGCCCGCCCUCGUAGUGCCUCCUCCGCCGCCUUCGCUCUUCGGACUCCCGCAGCAGCGAGCCGGCUUGCGGCGUGCCGGGCCUCCGCCUCUGUUCAGGGACAUCCUGAAGAGCUGGAAUUCAGAAGGAAUCCCACAGACACAAGGCUCCACCACCUCCUUACAACAGCUGGGCAGGCUUUUCAACUCCCUCUGCCCGGAAUGUCAGGAGAGGCCUCAGCCUUUUCCUGCUAUGCUCCAAGAGAAGAAGAAGGACUUACAGUUGUGAAGGUUGAAGAAGAAAAUUAUGUUUGGGGGAAGGACUCUGUCCUUGAGGGAGGCUCUGAGAGUCAGGAGUUCUUCCGCCAGCGUUUCAGGCAGUUUGGUUACUCAGACUCUGCUGGACCCCGGGAAGCGCUGAGACAACUCCAGGAGCUUUGCCAUCAGUGGCUGAGGCCAGAGGUGCACACCAAGGAGCAGAUCCUGGAGCUGCUGGUGUUGGAGCAGUUCCUGGCUAUCCUGCCUGAGGAGCUGCAGGCUUGGGUGCAGAGGCAGCCGCCAGAAAAUGGAGAACAAGCUGUGACUCUGCUGGAGGAGCUUGAGAGAGGAGUUGAUGAACAGAGGCAACAGUACAUAGCUGAUUGCCAAGAAAUGAUCUGGAAGGAAAUGACACCCAUGGCAGAUCUGACGUCUCUGUGUAGCUUACCACAGCCCCUGGAGAACCAGUGCAAGAGUGAGACUCAGGAGCCUCAGGGUUUCUAUGGGAAAGAUGGCAAGAUGGUGAGUGAUAAAGUGUUGACAGUGAAAGAAGAAAUUAUUGAACAUGUAUCAUCUGCAGCUCUGAUAUCUUCAAGAAUGCUCCCUGGUAAAAUUGCUUCAGGACAAAUAGUCAAGGCUUUGGGAGAUCUGGACAGUGCUGAGAAGCAGAGGAGUAGUGUUGCAUGCAAAACAAUGAGUCAACUCCCUUCCCAAGAAAUACAUGUUAGUAUGGUACCUGUCAGCAAGAAAAUCCCCAGAGAACAGAGCAUCUUUCAGUGUAACAGAAGUGAAGGACAUCUUAGUCUAAACUCAAAUGAAAUUCCAAGUAAAAAAAUUCACACAGGGAAACUCUAUGAGUGCUUUGACUGUGGGAAAGCCUUUUGCCAGAGCUCAAAGCUGAUUCGACAUCAGAGAAUUCAUACUGGAGAGAGGCCUUAUGUAUGUGUAGAAUGUGGCAAAGCUUUCAGCUUGAGCUCAGAUCUCGUUAGACAUCGGAGAAUUCACAGUGGUGAAAAGCCCUAUGAAUGUCGUGAAUGUGGAAAAGCUUUCAGGGGCAGCUCGGAACUCGUUAGGCAUCAUAGAAUUCACACUGGAGAGAAACCCUAUGAGUGCAAUGAAUGUGGGAAAGCCUUCAGUCGGAAUUCAGCCCUUGUUCAGCAUAAAAAAAUUCACAGUGGGGAUAAAACAUAUGAAUGUAUGGAAUGUGGUAAGGCUUUUGCACGGAGCUCAAUCUUGGUUGAACAUCAAAGAAUUCACACUGGAGAGAAGCCUUAUGAAUGUAAUGAAUGUGGAAAGUCCUUUAAUCAGAGCUCAGCCCUCACUCAACACCAGAGAAUACACACUGGGGAGAAGCCUUAUGAAUGUGGUGAAUGUACAAAAACAUUUAGGCACAGGUCAGGCCUUAUGCAGCAUCAGAGGACACACACCAGAGUCUAACAAUGUGGAUAACAAUUGUGCAGUUGUUAAAUAGUUUCUUAACUUUAAAGUUUCCUGAGAGAGCCUAGCACAAUUCAGUAUCGUAAGAGGAGAUCCACACAGAGAUGUUAGGAUUGUUGAAGUGUUGAGUGCAAGAAUGGUAGGUAUUUUCUAGAACUAUGGACAGGAUGAGGACUCACCAGUACCUCCUCCCCAUUUUCCAACCAAUGCAUAUAACUGCCAUUAGCACUUUCACAUGAAGUCCAGGAUUAGGGUAGAUAUGGAAAGAGCUCCUAGUAUGAUCUUUGCCCAGCAGUGGCAUUUGUGCAUUUUGUAUGUGGAAGCAUGUGCUGAGUUGAAUUAUGUGGCAUGUGAAAGCUGAAUUACGCUCUUGGUGAUUUUAAUGGUAUACAAGAUUGUUUAAUAUCCAAGGAAUGGUUGCUCAUUGUGCCCCUUGUUGAUCUUCCCCGCAGGUUUGAGCUUCCUGCUGAAGUUAAUUCUGGCCUUAUUUGUUGAGCUUCUGCUAUGUAUACCUACUUGGGAUGAUAGGGGCACUGACUCCCUUCAUCAACUUUUUUGCUCAAUGUUUAUGCAAAACUCACUGUUUACUGAACAAGUGAUAAAGUGAAACAUGGUAUGUGUUUUGCUAAGAUAAAUCCAGGCUCCUGUUCAAGAAUAGGGCAUGAUAUUUUACCUUAUGAGUCAUUGAAGAUUCCUUACAUGUGAUCACAACAGAGUUAAAACCUAAAUUGUAGGAAGUUAGCCAGGUGAAGGGCACAGGUGAAGAGGAAGUCAUAGAACGUAUGUGGUAUAAAGGUAAGGGAGGUCUGGAAGCAUCUUUUUAUUAGGAUUCAUUCUAGCAAUUUAUUUUCAUACUCUGGCUCAGAAGGCAAGACCUAUGUUAGUUUCUCUUCCUAUUUAUAAUCGCUGUCACAGAUGAAGUGAGCUCUUAAGGCCUUCACAUGCUCAGAAUUUAUGUGCUAGGAGACUAGUGCAUUUUAUGCAAAGUGUAUGUAUAGCAAGGAAAAAAAAAUACAUGUCUGGAAGGAGAAUGGGAGAUGGAGCAUUUGUGUCCCACCACUUUGGGGCUCAGGAAAUGGGAAAAUUGUAGGAACACAGUAAUGGGAAAUCUGCCUUCCCGGGCUUCACUCUGUCACUUCCUGUGCCUUUCUCUAAGUACCAGGUUUACUCUUUAGCCACUUGAGGGCAAUAAAUAUUUCUUGGGAUUAAUCCCUCAGAUUGGUCAAAAUUAUACUUCUCUGCUAGUUUUUAUUCUGAUAGUUUUACUUAACCCACAGUUCCCAAAGACAAUUCCUGUAGGAGUUGCAUUGGAAAAUCUGGUAAGCACAGAUAUUGUAAUAGAGAAUGUGCAGUUGAGUAUUUGUGUUCGAAAGUUGUACUAAUUAUCACUGAGCAAAAUCACUCCUAAAUUUAUUUAUAGGGAUUCUUCACGUGGAUAAGGAGUUGCCUUUCUUAUUAAAUGACUUUUUAAUGUUCUUAUUGCGUAUUGUGAAUUAUGCAUGCUGACAAUACAAAAGUAUAAACAUCCACAAUCCCACUAUCCAUUAGAAUUGUUAACAUUUUGUAAUAUUUCCAAUUAGUAUUUUUCUCCCCUAUUUCUGUUUUUGGUAACUGAAUUUUACCAUUUAUGUUGAAUACAUAAUUCAGCUGGUCAAUAUCUGAAUAUGAUGUAUAAUAAAACGAGUUUUUAAGGUUUCAUUUUAAAUUAUUUACAAGUAGGGAAAACAGCAUCAAGUGUGGGUAAGUAUAGAGGGUUAGGAAAUGAGUGUGGGAAGUAAGGCAAGUAGGUUUUUUUCCUUUCCUGGGCCAAAAAACAGUAGAAAAAUACAACAGCCAAUUUCUAGAAAUGCAACUGACCAGCCUCACAAAAUGGACACGUAAGGUUGAAUUGUGGAGGCACCAGGAAAAUAAAUGUGUUCAAACACAUGAACAUAUAUCUAGCACAACUAGGAUUUUCCCUUUCCUAUGAGGAAGAGGAUCAGUUUUGCUUUAAAUUUCCAAUCCUCUGAGACAGUGUUAGUGGGCUGUAGAAGUGAGGGAGAACAGGGCAGACACUGCUACCUCCUAGAGUGCUUUUACAGCAAGACAUCGCUGAGCAAAAAGGCAUGAACUAGUUGGUGAAAUAAAAAUCCAUUUCACAAACACACAAUGUUAAACUUUUGACUGUAAAAGUCUUCCUCCUUUGGCUCCUUUCACCUAAGGUUGCAGACUUGCAAGGUAACUUGCUCACAGCUGCAGAAUUCAUGGGAAAGCACUAAUGACCAAAGGCUUUGAACACUUCAAGGGGUAUUGCUUUUCUCAACCAUAAAUCCUCAGGCACUUAACUUGUAUUUGUAUAGGGAUUUAUAAUCUGUAGAAGCCUUUUUAAAUACCAUGUUUGAAGUAUGCAAGUCUACCACUGUUUUAUCAGUGAUGAAGUUAGAGGUAAGGAUGUAGCUCAUUGGUAAAGUGCUUGCCUAGUUAGCAUAUGAAGGUCUGAGUUCAAUCACUAGUGGAAAGGAGAUGAAAUGGUCAUGCAAUCAAAAGAAUCAGAGUUAAGUUUGCUAUCAAACUGAGACUUGGAAGGAACAGAGAUGCUGCAGAAAGUUUUUAUUUUAUAUAUUUUCUCAACUAUCCUAGGUUUACACUCAUGUUUUUUUUUUGCAAAAAUCCCUAUCCCCAUCCCCUCAUAUGAACUGUUUUUGAUGCUGGGGACUGAACACGUUAAGUAUUACUAUACCUUCAGUCUCUUCCUGUAAUAUUGAGUAUUAAAUACUACUAAAAAUUUUAGAAUACAGAAAAACACAAUAGAACAUUACUUACACCUCCCACCCAAAGAUAACCAUAUAGCACCUUGAUAUUGUGUAUUUCCAGUAUUUUAAUGCAUAAAUAUAUAUUUUACAUGGAACAUAUUGUAUGAUUUAAUAGUAUAUUAUGAGUGAGUCAUUUACCAUUAGCUAACACCAGUUUUAACACUUUCAAGACAGUACAUUCAUGGAUAAUUUCUGAAAUGUAUUUCCAGGUAGAAUUUUAAGUCAAAGGCAAUGCUUAAGGCUUCUGGUACUGAUUGCCAGAUACUGUCUAGUCACAUUCCACCACCAACAUGCCAGUCCCAAUUUCCCUGAAUCUUUAUCAAUUUUAUUGUAUGUGCUAUCCCAACUGUUGAUUCAAUACACUUUUUGUCAAGAUUGAACAUCCAUUGUCUAUUUGCAUUACUUCUUUGUGAUUUGUUUACUUAAAAGUUUUUCUAUUGAGAGUUUUCAUUACCAGGCACUAUAAAAUGGCUCUGUAAUAGAGCUGAAUUCAGAGUUUGACCUUAUCAGUUUUUGGCUAUAACCUUUAGCCUUUCUUUUGUCUACAAAAAUAUAGGCUGCAGUAAGAAAUAAUACAUAUACACAAAAGGUUACAUUUCUGACAUGUAAAAGCUUUCUACAGUGUUUUCCUUUUGCAGUAUAUUAAUUCCUGUUUAACCUUUCCCAAUUUGGACAUUUUCUGGAGUAAAAAAAAAGUUGUACACCUUUUAGCUAUUUUGUUACAUUUUCCCAUAUUUCCCAAUGAUACCAUUCUUUUUCUCUUCAAAUAUGGGCAUUUAGCUCUCUUUGAAUUCUUACUGGUUAGCAUAUAUAUUCAAGAGGACUGUUACUUUUGUCUUCAUGAAAAUUAUUUUUAUAUGCACCAGAUUUUGGAUUUCUAUAUGUGUUUGGUAGGUUAUUCCUCCAACCUAGUAGGUCUACUGAAUGAUGUCUUUUUGCUGUUUAUUAAUGUAUAUAACUUCCCACCUCACAUUAGGUGACAGAACAGGUGCCUGGUUAAUAUGUACAACUUUCUACCUCAUAUAAAAUCAGGCACCAGCAUCAAGUGCCUCAGAAUAGGGAAAAUCUUGAUAGAGCAUGAUUACUUCCUGUUAUUUCCCUUUUGCACUAUCUUUAACAAAACUUGCAAAAGGUACUGUGAAAUAUAGUUGACAUUAACAGUGUGUGAGGUGCUCAAGAGAAUAGCUCAUAGGCCCAGCCACUGAUAAAUAUUUCUUGAGCACCUGAGCCCAAUGGAGUAUACCAGGAAUUGUGGGGCUAUCCCUUCAGAAAUAAAUAAGGCAACUCUCAAUUCAGAGCCUUGAAGAUUAAUGUGACAGCAGGUCCAAUACUGUCUUUAAGAAUCAAAGGAGACUUAACAUUUAAGAGAGGGAGGUUUAAAGGAUUUAUCAUCUAGAUUAGGCUCUUUCAUACAUCUAUACCCACUACCUCCCUGUGUAAAUUCUAGCCUAUGCUAGAGGUUGGGGGGGGAAAAAAGCGAACCACCUAUUAGUUCUUCUCCUUGGAUCACAAUGAAAAAGACAAAAACUCCUUAUAAUGCUGUGUUCCAAGGGCUCUAGGUUUUGUCUAUUAACAAAAGUUUUUCAACUGGUUUAUAUUUUUCUACAGUCAUUACUUCAGAGUCUGGCUAUACCCAUAUACUUACAGAUGUGAUUCUAAAUUGAAAAGGAACUUAGGAAAUAUUUUACUUUCUUCAUGGUCUUUUAUCUGCUGUUCCAUCUAAUGGGAAAAUUUCCCCUGGACCACUUUUUCUUGCCUCACUAAUUACUGCUCAUCCUUUACGUCAUUUCUGCCAUUUCUUUAAGUCCAAGUCAGGAGUUCCUUAAAAAUCACAAAGCACUAAUCACACCACUGUGUUACUGCUAAUGGCUGCCUUGCCCAUUAGAUCACAAGGAUUAUACCUUACUUUCCAUUGUAUGUCUAUGACACAAAUCUGAAAAGGUAACUGUUGGAUAAAGUAAUUUAUAUUCUUCAUGUCUAUUCAAUUUCUGAUGUGCUCUGGGAUCAACAAAACAAUAAUGAACUGUUUCCUUCUUAUUGCCUUGUUCUAUAUUGGUGCAGUAAAACCUUUUAGGUUCCUGAGACAAAGUCCCUCCCUCAUACUACACUAUGUCCCAAACUAGCACACUCACAAUUAACUGUAGCCACAAAGCCUAGAUCCCUACCCCCUUUUCAUGGCAUUUUGAUAGAAAAUGAAACAUCAACAUUAUAUUCCCCAUUUUUCCUCUUUCCUGAGUAUUUUUAACAGU